This is a messenger RNA of Eimeria tenella, 2250 nucleotides long. RefSeq lists its product as uncharacterized. The record is from RefSeq and is a predicted model, not a curated record. The coding region runs from base 1 to 2250 and encodes 749 amino acids. The transcript is spliced from 8 exons. Lineage: Eukaryota; Apicomplexa; Conoidasida; Eucoccidiorida; Eimeriidae.
AUGCCAGGAAUAUACAAAAGGCCUCCCCGGAGGCCCGAGUUUGCUGCAGAUCUGAAAUGCGCUUUGGAAGCUGCUGAGGCGCUUUUGGCGGAGGGGGACAUGCGGGGCGUUGAGGUGUACGUACACUCCGUGGCGGACGCAGUGGCGGCGGAGCGGCUGGAGGCGCGGGCGGAGGCGGCGCGGGAGUGGGCGGGGGAAGUGGAAGAAAAAGGAAAUAAAGAAGAAAAAGAAAGUAAAAAAGAAAAAGAAAAAGAAUUAAAUGCAAAGAAUAACCCAAUUCAAAGGUUUAAGUUCCAACAAGAACUCGCGCGCAAAGAAAGCCAAGUCGCCGAGGCCUUCUUCGAUUGCGGUGUACAUACACUCUACUGCCGCAUCCUGCAGCAGCCCCGCGGGGUCAGCGCCGGCGCCAUCGAGCGCAUUUUGAAUGUGUACGAACAGCUCGCGCUGGUGUCACUGGACCCCUUCGACGACGACAUGGGAGUUGUUUCUCUUUUGAUUUAUUUUUUCUCCAAGCUGCAGCAGCAAUUGCCACUUUUGGUUUGGGACCUUCUUUGGCUCGCCGCGCACUUUCGAGUUCUUUCUGUUGGGCUGCGGGGGCCUUUGCAUGCGGCGGCGAAAGGUGGGCUUUCUGGGGUGUACGUACACCCGAGGUGCCCCUGCAGCAACUGCGAAUUCCAAAGAAGACUCCUCAAGCUCGCGAGACGCAGAGACGAACUUGGAGUCGUUUCGGCAUCCGAGGCGAAGCGCCAAAUUUGCUGUUCUUUAGUUCGAGGGGGACUUGUGGAUUAUUUGAUUUGCAGUUUGUCACUUUUGAAGCAAAUCGGGGCUGGACGCAGCCGCCAACAACAACGCCAACUCUUCUCCGCCACUUUCGAAAACAUUUCUUUUCUUUUGUUCUUUUCCUCUUGGGCUUUCGAAGAAGUCCAUCAGGGAAGAAGCAUUUUGACGGCGCAGGGGAUGCAGCUAGCUCACUUGCUGGUGGAUUUGCUGUCUGCGGUUUUUGUCUCUGCCGAUAUUUCGACUUUUGGCGACGAGCAGCUUUCGAGUUUGCUGCGGGUGUUUUUGUUUUUGAUUUUAAAAUCCAAAAUUCAUUUUAAACCCAACAAAGUAAACAAAAAUGAAAUAAAUGAAAAAAAAGAAAUCGCCAACGUCGCCCGACAAAUGCUCACCCAAAUCGCCACCUGUCUGUACACCCGACUCGACGAAGCCGACCCCCUCACCAGCAGCAGCAGCAGCAGCAGCAGCAUCAGCAGCAGCAGCAGCAACAGCAGCAACAGCAACAGCAACAGCAGCAGCAGCGAAAAACGAGACUGCCAAAAUGACGCAGAGGCAGCGGACCAGCAAAAUGCGGUUCCCCCAGCUGCUGCUGCUGCUGCUGCUGCUGCUGUUGAGACCGCCGCCUUCGACGAGACAGAAAGAGCUUUAAAUGAGGCGCUGCUGCUGCUGGCGCUGGCUGAGGUGCUGCUGGACCCCGAAACCACGGAGUCUGCUGCUGCAGCUCCUCCUGCUGCUGCUGCUGCUGCUGAUGAUGAUGACGAUGGGCACGGUGCUGCUGCUGCUGCUGCGGGGGCGGCUGCCAGCAGCGCCGCCGCUGCUGCAGACGCUGCGACUGGAGCAGCACCAGCAGCAGCACCAGCAGCAGCGGGAGUCCCGGGAGAAUCAGCAGCGGCAGAGGCACCAGCAGCAGAUGCCGCAGCAGCAGCAGCAGCUGCUGCUGCUGCUGCAGUGCCGAACUUGCCGUUGGUGCGGCUGCUGGUUUCAGGUGUACAUACACUUGUACAAACAUUUGAUUAUCUCCACCCGCGUUUUGCAAAUCUAAAAAAUCCCCCCAAGGCCUCAGCAGCAGCAGGGGGGGCCCCGGGGGCCCCCCCAGGGGCCCCCCGGGGGACCCCCCAGGGGCCCCCCGAGGGGCCCCCCGGGGGGCUCCCCGGGGGGCCCCCCGAAGAGGCCAGUGGUCCUUCUGGGUUCCGUCCCACAGCCUUCUUCUUGGGGACCAUUGGUCUAAUGGCUGUGCUGCUGGGGGCCCUGGAAGUGCAGGGGGUGGAGCUGCUGCGGUGGCGCUUCAAAGCCAACUUUGCUGCUGCAGCAGCACCAGCAAAGGCUGGGGCUUUUGCUGCUGCAGCACGAGGGCUGCUGGGCCAUUACCAGCAGAUGCAGCAAGAGCGCUGCCAAAUAAUCAAGAAGCUGGCGAACCUGACAAUCUUGAGGUCUGAGCAGGCGGCUGCGGUGAUGGUGCGAAAGGGGGAAUAA